Lymnaea stagnalis (great pond snail) is the source of this 11674-nucleotide messenger RNA. Lineage: Eukaryota; Metazoa; Mollusca; Gastropoda; Lymnaeidae. The record is from the annotation of a GenBank genome assembly.
AUGGGCAAUAGUCUAAACUGAUUCUCUUAGGCAGAUCGCGAGGGAAGAGGGGGGGGGGUAUAGCACUGUCAAAUGCCUUUCACCCACUUAAUGGAUAUUGUUCAUAACAACAAAACAACUACAUAUUUUAUGUUUUAAAAAGUAACUAAACUGACAUUCUCAAGACAUUUUAAAACAUGUAGUAACUAUUGCCUUUAACUGAUUAAAUUCAUAUGAAAAUAAGAUAUAUCGCUAUAAUCAAUAUAAUUUAUAAUUCUCAUAUUUAAAUUAAAACUUGUUAGAGCUUUACAAUAUUCAAUUAUGAAUAUUGUGCUAUUCUAAAAUUGUUACUUAUGUCCGAAUAUAUUUGUAUUAUGUUUGUUUAUUUUUGUUUUUAAAUAUAUUUAUAUUUUUUUAAAACUCACAUUUGUUUCAGCAAAGUAUUAUACUACUUUACCAUCAAUAUAAAGUUCCAUAACUUUAUUACAGAUCCUGUUGACUGUUAAACGUGUGCACUCUGUUUUCAAAUUAACUUGCUUCAUAAAAUAAUGACAAAUUAACAUUAUUCAUAAAAUCAUGACUUUUAAAGCAGCUAUCGGUGGCAAUUAUCAAUUGUGUAAUUGCAAUAAUGCUAAAUGUACCGGACUCUAUGCGUAGUCAGUUAAUUAAAAGCAAACUUAACAAAACAUACUUAUUUCCAUAAACACUAAGAGUUUAAUGGACGAAUAGUGGAUUCUCAUCACGUACUAGAUAAAUCGAACUCUUAUAUGCUUUCUUAAAAUGUGCUUCUUUUGUAACAAAGUGUCAUGGAUAAAAUAGUUUUUUGUUGUAUUCUUUAAAUGUUUGGCUAAUCUUUAUUAGAUUCUUAAAUGCCUUUAACAUUUGAAUGGCAAAAACGUCCCUCCCCCAAUACUUAAAAUCCGAAUGAGCAGUUCUUUCGGCCUUUAGAAGCGUGACAGCGAUGUCAGAUGAAGGCACAGCUAAAGCAAUGUUUAAUUCCACUCAGAUUUUUGCAAUCAGGAGAUUCAUGAGGAAUGUAUGAACAGUUCCAACUUGAGCGUCAAGAAAAAACACCGUGACACUGGCUGUGACAACGCUCCUCAUGACUUGCUCAUAAACCAUCUUUUGCUGAACAUUUAACAGCAGGUCGUUUUCUGUAACUAUGUUGGCCAAUUGCGAGGUGUUGUAAGAUGUCUCUUUUAUGUAUUCAGGAUUUUACUUAACUUCUGGAAGUUCUCUGGAAGGUGUAGGCAAACCGUAAUGAUCCAGAGAUUGAUCUGCAAUAGCAAUCACGUAGUUUUCAUUCAAAUGCAGACACCUAAGAUAAUCAAAUGUAAGUGCAGGUUGACUUCUGUUUCUAUAUGAUGUCCUUCAGUCUGCCUCGUAACAUCUUCUGAUGUGCAGUUUUUAUGUUGUUUCCAUAGUGUAAAGGGGUUUUCCAUUUGGCAGAAGAGCAACAUAACAGCAAAGAGCUCAUGGAUCUUGUGUGAUGAGCAAGAGAGAGCAGCUUCCUGUAGAGUCUCGACCCAGUUUUUGUCGUUCUGUAACAAACUCAGUGCCGUACACACCGACUUAUAGGUUGAAUGUAAAACAUCAUCAACUGUUCUGAGAUAUUCGAACGACUGGCGCCUUUUAUUUUCCUGACCAUCAAUCGAAGAUGAUAACAUUAUUUUUCUUAAAAAACUUUUUAGAUAAUAAGAAAGGCCGUUAAAGAAUAUAAAAAGAUUGACUUUAAAUUAUAUACAGCAUUGCUAUUAAAAAAAAAUAUAUUUACCAUCACCGUCUACACCUGCUUAUUUACCAUGAUAAAUUAGAAAUUGAACCGGGUUUACAAAAGGUAUUUUUUAAAGUCACCAGAACAGUAGACCUACGAAAAUCGCGCAGCGCAAUGUGUAUCUGAGAUGGUACAAAAAAGAUUUUAAAAAAACAAACCCAAGACUUUUAUUGUUAAACAAUGUAAUGCUAUUCGUGAAGAAAGCGACACGUACUUUGCUGUAGCAAUGAGUUAACUUAGACAGACAUGAUUUGAGAUAAGGUCUACAUGUAUUUGGUAAAGAUACCAAAUCUUUGUAAAAAUUAUACUUAAGCUUAUGUAAUUGCGAGAUAAUGAAGGUUUGAGUAGCAGCCAACUUUGCUAGGAACUGAUGUCUGUUUGGUAAUUAAUAUACAGACAAAAACGUAUUUGGAUACUUUUUUUUAACAUAUGCAUUUAUUGUUAUAAAUGUCCAAGUGACAUGACUUAUAUUUUUUUUAAAAUAAAUUAUGACGUGUUCUAAUCAUAUGAUGUUUGCAGCUACAACAUGUUGAACACUGUGUUACUUAUACUGACCAUGUGUGUCUCGGGCAACGCCGUCGUGCCAGAAACUCUGUCUGAAUAUGACAAAACUCAUUUCCUUUCUGUGCAUAACCGGUUGCGGUCAUCGUUAUGCAUUCCGAAACUGGUUGGUUUUGAUUAAUGCACUCAAUUAAUGCCAGAAACUCUAUCUAAAAAAAACAAAAACAAACGUAUCUUUUAUUUAUGUAAACAAAUGGAUAUAUUUUAUGAUUGCGUUGUUUAUUUACAACACAUUAACAAAAAUUGAGCACAAGACAUUUAUAUAAAAAGUAUUUCACUAGGAAAAAGGAAAAAAAAACAAAGCGUCAUUUAGAGAGUCCUCAUAGCCAUAUCAAAGAGGUGAUAGCUACCUUUGAGCUUUGUCAUUUUAUUUUCAUUGCUUCACGUUAUUAUUGACACAAAAAGAAUCUAUAAUGAACCGCGACCACCUUUACCCUAUAUAAUCGACACUGUAACCUAAUUAUAUUGAACCCUGUAACAUGAUAUGAUAACUUACAUUUUUAGACGCAUUUAUUAUAUACUACAAUGUUCACCUAGCCGCCGUCUGCCUUGACAAUUAUAUUAAUUCAAAUGAUUCCCAUUACAGAUACAAUUGCAGCGUUAUUUAAAGUUUUGUAACCAAAUAUACUGAGAUGCGAACCACAUCAAAAAAUGAAAUUAACAGUGCCUGCAGCGAACAUGAUAUGCUUGUGCUGAUGGCGUUUGCAUUUUUGUUGUCUGACUAUGUGUAUAAAUACUAACAUAUAAAUGGAACAUCAGUCUUGUCCGAACAAAAGUGGAACUUUGGUGCUCUAUUAUUAAGAAAAGAGGGAAAAAAAAGGUUUUAUUGUCUUUAUUUUAUGUUUACAAUUUUUAGUAGCUUCACGAGUUUAGUCAUUUGUGUCAAAAAUGUAAUUACACAUUGUUUGUGUGGUUUUUUUAAAUCACUUAAAACAAUUUUUUACGAAGUAUUCCUUGAUAGGUUUUGCCUGACGAAAAUAAACAUCAUACCACUAAACUAAUAAAUUAGUCCAUUUUCUUCUAAGCGCAAUGGUAUUGAUCAAUACAAUUAACUGAAAUGAAUCGUUGUAAACAUUAAUUUUGAAAAAAAAAAAAACUUGUAUAACUUACUUGUACGGACCUGACCUGCAUAGUUGCACAACAUUAUUGGAACCUGAUCUGAGUUUACACACGUUAUUUUCAAGUAAGUCGCAAUAAUUGUUGACCUUACUAAUGCGCGCAGGACAGUUAGUAUCUGCGAGAAGCAAACUAAACCCAACGGAUUAAAAAUGUUAUGAGAAAAAUAAAAUUUACUCGCUAAACGUUCAACAAUGUAACUUUAACCUCGAUGUACCAGGGGUACCUAGCCUAUUGGAUGACUUAACUUGGACAUUCACGAUUUUGGAUGAGGACCAUAAGCAUUUUGUUUGAAAAACUAAAUUUUAUUAUCUUAUAUUUACUAAAGCUUUUUUGUAAAUUUGAGAAGAUAAAACUUUGAAUAGCUCCCAACUUUGCGAGGAGCUGCUGUUUAUUAAAUAAAAAUAAAAAAUUAAUUAAUAGGAAAACAAACAAAAAACUCAUGAGGUGUUUAAAAUUAAUAUAAACAUUAUUGGUUGUAUUACUUGCAUGCGUUACAUUAGGACGUGUUUAUUAAAUCAUAUUUUCAGCUACAACAUGUUGUCAAGUGUGUUACUCUUACUGACCAUGAUUGUCUCGGGCUACGCUGCCGGCCUAGAAACUCUAUCUCAGUCUGUUAUAACUGCUUUCCUUUCUGGCCAUAACGAUGUGCGCUCAUCGUUAGGCCUCCCAGACCUGGUUGGUUUUAAUAUAUUUAUACAUUCGACAUUUUAAAACUAAUAUUUUCUUUAAAAGAUCUUACAUUUAUGUUCGUCUAAUUUAAGCGUUACCCCUUUUGAAAUCUCGUAAAACUAACAUGGAACCAAAUCAUAAGCAUUGUAAUUAUAUGUAAAAUGAUUGUAACGUGUUUAUGUAAAUCAGAAUACAGAUAUGUAAUAGUUUAUGCGGCAAAUUUGUGAAGCAAAUAUUUUAUAUCUCCAACGUUUCCUGUCUAAUGUACUAAAUAUCGUAUUGUUACUUUACGCUCUUCUUAGCAUUUUUGCCCUUGUGUUUAAAAAAAAAAGUUUCACUUAAAAUCCACUGUUUUAAAUUUUGCUUUAAUCUUAGUUCCAACAAUUCUAACCGGACAAACUUAAUUAUUAACAACUCUGUCUUAGGUCUGGAAUUCCACGCUGGUGUCUGUUGCUGAAAGACAUCUUGCUUAUUGUUACUUUAAAGACUUUAUGGACGGGGGAAACCAGUAUGUAUCAGUGUGUAAGUACUAAAUGUUGAAUGUCAUGUUGACCGUGACCGUUACAUCGUGGUAAAAGUACUCGAACCAGGUCUAGCUAUCAAGAAAGAGUAGGAAGGCUAUGAACAGCUGUGCCAAGCGGCUAUCGUCACAGAAAUGGAGGCGUAUGACGGUAGUUGUACAGCCGUUGUCUCUAACUCAGGUCAGAACAUCUUAGAGGAUCAGCAAACGUUGUAUUUGACUCCGAUUUGAAAGCCUUGAGGCGUCCGUAUACAAUGUCUUUGGCUCUAUUUACCUUGCUCCAAAGGGCAGUCAACGUUGUCUUUGACUCUAUUUACCUUGCUCCAAAGGGCAGUCAACGUUGUCUUUGACUCUAUUUACCUUGCUCCAAAGGGCAGUCAACGUUGUCUUUGACUCUAUUUACCUUGCUACAAAGGGCAGUAUACUUUGUUUUUAACUCUAGUUACAGUGCAUUAUGGCGUCAGUUUGACUUUGGCGUUAUUUAAUUUCAAACAAACUGUGACGUUAGGAAGGAACGAGUGUGUAUAAAUUGGGACACAGAAUCAAGAUAAUUUAGUGACAACAAACUUCAGUCCUUAAAUGAAACAUUCUUUUCUGUGUGUUAGAUGUAGACAUAGGUCUAGUUUGUGCCGGUUCAUGGCAGUGUAACCCACAUAGAGGUAAGUGAAUGUGCUGUGUCCGAAUCUAGAAGCUUUAUGGCGGUUUGUGGAUGUGACUGAUUUAUUUACCAUGUUGACAAUUAGUUAGUCUGGAAGAAUGUUUUACUUAGUUAGUUAGGGCACUGGAAAUAUCGCAUAAUGAAAGUGUUUUCCUCAAAGUAUUUAAGGAAAAGUCUCCUUAUUUUGUAUGCAAUUAAGAUGAGUCACUGCAAGGGCGUGACCGUGUUGACAGUGAACGGAUGGAAACACAAAAACAUUCAGAAGAGACGGAAGAAGAAACCAGUGACAUACCUUCACAAUAGCACAGACCCUGAAUUAGAACCGAAGAACUCCGCUAAAAGGAGGUGUGGCUUCUCGUAUGACGCAUAUGAUAGAAUUGCCAGUAUUGUGAAUAAACAUAUUACAUCUAAAGUGACAGCCAUCAAUAUUUCAUAGCAUAUCUUUUAUGAUAUUUUUCAUCAUGUUACAUAAGUAAUUCUUAGUUCAUGUCAUGUAUGUUUUAUAUUACAUUUAAUAGUAUAUUUAAAUACACAUUAGCUGUCGUUUUUUAAAAGUUUAUUUGCUGAUUUCUUUUGUUUUUUGCGAUGAUGUUUUGUUUCCAUAGGGCGCGAUGAAUCAAAGUAUGGUACGACGACUACAAUAGCGCCUACCUACCCGGCCGCUUCCCACCUCAUUACAAGUAGGUACCUUCGACAUACAGUUUACAACCUCUGAUAGGAAUGUUUGUUAUAUUCUUUCUAACAACAUGUCUCUCGAUAAACACAUUUCUCAAAUGUGUCGUUCGGCUUCUCCACCGUUAUCCGUCAGUUAAGCUCCAUUCGCGACUACCUCACAGUUAGCGCUACAAAAACUCUAGUCUGUGCUCUUGUUCUCUCCAGUAUUGACUCUAAACUCUCUUCUGUCAGGUUCACCAAUAAACUUCAUUCAAAAACUGCCGAAGGUUCUAAACUAAGCCGCUAGGCUAGUUCUAAGGCAAAAAAAGUUUGAUCAUGUCACUUCGCUACUCCACUCAUCUUAUUGGCUCCCUAUACAGGCACGCAUUGACUACAAGCUGUCUGUUCUCUUUCAAAAGUUUUUAAUGCAUUCCUUCCCUUCUGAUCUAUUUGAAAUUUUGUCUACAUCUUCACCUCUUCGACAGCUUCGCUCCUCCGCAGACAAGCGUAUUUCUACCGUUCCCAAAACACACUCUAAAACGUAGGGUGAACAAUAUUUCUCUUUCUGCGCCCCCAAACAUUGGCAUUAUUGGAAUUCAUUGCCACUACACAUAUCAAUAUACCAACAACCUAGGCCUUCCGUACUGCACUCAAAACACACCUCUGUUAUCUAUACUACCCUGACUGAUUCCCAUCUUUGACAGAUAAACGAUCCUGCUGGCUGCCUUCCAUGGUUUGCUUUGUAAAUGUUCUGGGGUUAGUGUGUGUAUAUACUUUUUUUUUAGACAUGCUGUUCUUAUUUCAUAAAUGCAUUAUUUCAUACAAGAAUCGUAUUUGAAGCGUAAACAUCACUGCAUUGAUACGUCUUUUAAAAAGAUGGAAUUUUAAUGACCUUUAACAAUAGAUGGACACAAAUAUCGCAACGUAUUUACCAUUAUUAUCCUAUAAUUUUAAAUCAUAUAUUUCUAGUAUAUAUUAGAUUGUGUAGCAGUGUAUGACUGAGACCGGUGUCAUUCCUUCAUUCACAAUUCAAAUUUGAUUGUGUUUUUCCAAACUUUAUUCUUUCAAUGCUUAUGUAUCUUACCUGUAUAUCUAUCUAUAGCUACAAAGCCAGACAAUGUAGCCAAAGCAAAUAAUGCAAUUGGGAGUUGGUGGUCGGAGGCUAUCAAUGUUGACCCUGCGUGGGCGUGUAUUUCUGAUUGGUCAUGUAGAAGCUACUCCCAAGUAAGUGUCCGCGAGUAAAAUAUAUUUAAAAAAAAAAAUCAUAAAAAUAAACUGUUUAAUGAGCAAAAUUUAAAUAAAAGUUGCCAUAGCUGCACGCAGCAUCCAUUGUGUCCUUAAAUCUUUUUAUUAGGUUAUAGCAAUGAAUCUUUUUAAUUUUUGGCUGUACAAAUAUAAAGGGACACUUGGAUUAUUAUUACUUUAAAAAAAAAAAUUAAAUGCCAAAUAAAAAGUUCAAAUAUGAAUGAUUGGCUUGAGACUAAUUUAUAAUAUAAGGGGCCUGCCAUAAGCUCCUGGAAUGGCAUCAAUUAUUUUUUUCCUGGCACAAGCUUCAAGAUGGAUCUUGUCUUUUUCUAUAUUUAAUUUGUUUUAAAAAAAAAAUUAAAAAAAAUAAAAAUCAAUUAAUUAUUUAAAUAAAAACAAUCGAUUCUCGACAGAUAUGUUUUUAUUUUAAUCUGAUGAUUAAAAACAUACAGAUACAUUUAUGCAAAUAAUAAACUACUGAGCAGCUUUUUUUAAACUUUGGCUUAAUAUCUCAUCUAGACAAUCUUUUAGAGAAACUUGAAUUUUCAUAUCAGCAUUUUAAGAGGUGUUUCUAUUGGACAGAUCUGCCUCUCUGUCCUAGGUGUAUCCAGGAAAAAGCUAAUGCAGUGAAUUUUUCAAUUUAAUUUAGCAUUUACAAAAUAAAAGCUGCAGUUGUGGUUAGGUUUAGUUAAUUUCGGGACAGGUCAAGAUUUCUUAAGCUUUUCACCGAAAUAACUUGUUGGCAAAAACUUUGAACUCUCAGUAGAUAGUGGGAAAUAGUCGGCACGUCGUAUUUACCCACACUUUCUACCGAUAAAAUUAAAAUCCAUUACUACUGUAUUUUUUUAUAAUUUAAAAGAGUUGUACUCAUAUUUUAAAACAAAAUAAAGAAAGAAGUGCGGUCUACACAAACUGGCAUGAAUCCCAAUAAAGAAUUGUUUCCAUUUGCAUUAAGAUAAUUAAGCUGAGUUUCAAAAUAAAAUCAAUGACAGAAACGGUAUUUGUGCCAAACACACAUUUAUUUUUUUAGUAUUACAUUCCCGUACUUUUAUUAUGCAUGCACUAUAUCUUCAGCUUGUGUGGAGAAGCACGACAAGUGUGGGUUGUGCCAUCUUUACCUGCAGCGAAAUGCAGGCACUUGUAAAAUGUGAAUACUAUCCCCAGUGAGUAGCUUACCAUAUUUUAUAAUAUAUUUACUUGUCAUUCUAAACAAAUAUUCACCUGCUCAAAAAUAAAAAUAACUUUGUUUGUAUUCAUAUUGUAUGGUGUUGAUACAUGCAUUUUACUAUUUCAGAGGUAACGUAAAGGGAGAAAUCCCAUACUAGUUGGAAAACCUGUCUUAUCAAGGUGUGUACGCUAACAAAGACGUCAUGAUUAAAUUUUUUCCAGUUUUUGUUUCAUCAUUUGUGUUCAAGUUUAAAAAAAAACAAACUUAUAUUACACAUCUCCUAUCAAUGUGUUCCAAGUUUCAGAAAUGGAUAUCCUUUUUUGGUCACGAUUUGUCUAAGAGCACGAACCAAGUAUACAUACCCUGUUAAUAAACUGCAAAGUAUUUAAAUUGUCUUUAGAAUUUUAAUGUUUGGUACUGAGUUGUUUUAAAGCUUUCAAUUAUGUGUUCGUUUUUUUUUUUAUAAGAAUGAAACACAUCUAAUCGUUCAAUUAAAAAAAAAAUGCCAUCUUCAUUUUAUAAGACAUUGUUUAACUUAUUCAUUAUUGUUUUUAUUGAUUUAUUCUUAAAGUAUUUAAAUUGUCUUUAGAAUUUUAAUGUUUGGUAUUGAGUUGUUUUAAAGCUUUCAAUUAUGUGUUCGUUUUUUUUUUUAUAAGAAUGAAACACAUCUAAUCGUUCAAUUAAAAAAAAAAAUGCCAUCUUCAUUUUAUAAGACAUUGUUUAACUUAUUCAUUAUUGUUUUUAUUGAUGUAUUCUUUCAUUUUAAGAUUUGGAUGUUUGCACCAUUAAACAUAAAUGUGCUUAAAAAAAUAUUUAAAAAAAACAACCUGUAAAUGAUUAAUGAAAGAACUGUUAUUAUGUCAUCUUGAACAUCUGCCACAUCGCUCCACUAACCAAAAAUAUCAUUAAUAAUAUUGCCCAUACCCUUUUUUUUUUUUUUUUUUUUUUUUUUUUUUUUGGGGGGGGGGGGGUUUUUAUUAAUAAUAAUUUUAAAUACUUAUAUCACUUGAACAGGAUUUUGCCUUUAACACUCAACAUUUUGGUUUGGGUACGGCAUUUAUUGUAUAACUAAAAACAACGUUCAAUGAGCUAUUUUUUUAUAGUUUACAGCCAUUAAGUAAUUUUUUUCAGCUCCCAAUAUUGAGUUAUUAUUCUUCUUAUGAGGAUGAUUUAAGGUACAUAAAAGGCUCCAUUAGUAUAGUAAAAGGGCUCCUUAAGCUAAACAACAAUUGUCAGCGUUCAAAUUGUUAUCUAAACAUUCUUUCUAAAAAUAUAAUUAACAAUUUAUGACAGUGUUGGACUGCAUGGAGUUAAAAAAGGUUUAAUUAGAGACUCAUAAAUUGUGUAUAUAAAAUAAUAUACGUUCAGUUUAACCAAACAGAAUACAAAUGUAAUUGUUUCUUCUAAUGACGUCAUCAGUUCAAAAAAAAAAAAAAAAAAAAAAGAGAUACUCAUGUAAGUAUACAUUAAAUUUACAUAAUGUAAAUAUAAAAGUAGCCCUCCCCACCCCCAAAAAAAAAAAAAAAAAAAAAAAAGAGAUACUCAUGUAAGUAUACAUUAAAUUUACAUAAUGUAAAUAUAAAAGUAGCCCUCCCCACCCCCCAAAGAAAAAAAAAUACAACAAAGAAUAACAAGUCCCUUGCAAAAACAAAGUUCAGAAGAAAGGAAAGGAAGUGUGUUGAACUACUAUUUUUAAAAAAAAGCAAACACAAAAAAAAAACAUGGCAGUUACGUAAAAGUGUGGAUUUUGUUACGCCUGUCUGGAUUCAACGAAUACUUUAUAUGUAUUUUUUUUUUCCAUUUAUUACUACAAUACUAUAUGCGCGUAACUUCUAUGUCUAAAAUUCAUUCAUGAUUAGUCCCAUUGAAAGGGUGCAUUCAGUUUGUCGGUAUGUUGAAUUCACAUGUUAAAGUGUUUUAUCAGUUGGCUUGUAAAAUAUAUGUAUACAGAGAUUUAUUGGGUUGCAUUCAACUUGUUUUAAAGGAGUGAGUUAAGAUAAAAAAUAGUUACAUCCAGGUAGUUAAAAGAUUUAAUCAUUUAAUUAUAAGGCUGCAUUCAUAUAAUUUUUUUUUUCUAUUAUACUAGUUAAAAGUUUGCAUUCAGCUAUUUAAUUAAAUUGACUGAAUUUAGCAAGACAGUUUUCUACAUUCGGGUCAAAACUGUUGCAUUAAAUUGGUUAAAUUGUUGUAUCUAGGUAGUUAAAAUUUGCGAUUCAGCUUAGUGUGUUAAAAAGUACUCAAACUGCUACAUUUAGCUAUUUAAGUUUGCUGCAAUCAGCUAUUUUUUACUUGUGUGAAAAGCUUGUUUAACACUUGCGUUCAUUUAUUUAAAAUUUACUUUUACGAUUGUGUUACGCAGUGUUGUCAAUAUAGAGAACAGAAACUCUCAUUUAGAAGUGUAUGGAUAGGUCUAAAACAUUACAUAACACAAGACGAUUACAAAUGAUAUAUUGAAUAACAGGGAAUACGAUACUCGACUCAGUGCUUAUUUCACGUUGUGAAUUUAAUUAAGUUUAUAACAAAUUACAAAAUUAAAAACAAAUAUAAUUAAAAACUAAUGACGCACCGUACUUUGCUUUGAGGGUACCAGUACGAUUUCGGAUAGAUUACAAUGUGCAAAAAGCUCUCGCACGUUUAGAAAUAACUUACUCUCGCUGUCUUCUCUGUUCUGCGUGCCACUCGCCUUUAUAUAGAUUUUAGUCGGUUUUAUACAUGGUUUCGGCAAUUAUUACUCAUUGUAAUAGUGAAAUAAACUUUCUACAAUUUGCUACUCAAUUCGAGUCAAGAAACAGGCAAUAUAUUGUUUUUGUAGCGGAUAUCAAACAGAGACUACAAUUAGUAAGAUACGCCCGAUAAUAACGCAUGUUAUUUGGGGUCUGCUUAAAGUCGUUUACCAGGAAAAGAUGAAAUCAGACUAAAAAUAGGAAGCCCUUUAUAUAUAUAUAUAUACACACACUCAUAUAUAUAUAAGUAUUAUUCCGAUUUUAUUUCUUUAAAAUAGCAAAUACCACGAAAAACAAAAAUCAAACAAUCAAAGAAAAACACAUUCCUAAGGCCGAACAACCGAUUACAUAUUAAUGAUUCGCAUAAGUCUGAUGCAUGUUGUUUUGGGCCUAUCCAAAUGGCCCAAAAUGUCAAAAAAAGUAUAUUCCUGGCACAAGUUGCAAAAGGCUUCAUUGGUGUAGCUAGGGUUCUACAGUACCCCGGUUAUAAAUGGAGCGUCCGGCAAGUUACUGAAUGCUAGCGCUAAGACACAUGUGUAUUAUUUUAAGAAACUGGCUAAAUAUUUAAAACAUCCUUAUUAAAAAGAGAAAACAUAUUGAUUUA